This is a messenger RNA of Morone saxatilis (striped sea-bass), 543 nucleotides long. Its product is annotated as death-associated protein kinase 2-like. The record is from RefSeq and is a predicted model, not a curated record. Gene Ontology annotation, biological process: positive regulation of apoptotic process; intracellular signal transduction; protein phosphorylation. Bases 1 to 477 code for a protein of 158 amino acids. The transcript is spliced from 6 exons. Gene Ontology annotation, cellular component: nucleus. Lineage: Eukaryota; Metazoa; Chordata; Actinopteri; Moronidae. Gene Ontology annotation, molecular function: ATP binding; protein serine/threonine kinase activity.
AUGGCAGUGAUGUUGUCAGAUAAGUCCAGUGCUGAUGUAGAGAUUGUGAGUCUGUGCCGUAGGGUGCAAGUGGCAGAUAGAAUGAGGAGCCGGCUCUCAUUGUCAGCUGAGAAUGAGAAUCAGCCAUGCAUUAACGGAGGGGAGUUGUUUGACUUCAUUGCUGCAAAGGAUAACUUGCUGGAGAGUGAGGCCAUUGAGUUCAUGAAGCAGAUCCUGGAGGGACUGGGAUUCAUGCACAGCAAGAACAUUGCCCACUUUGACCUCAAGCCAGAAAACAUCAUGCUGGCAGACAAAGUGUCACCACAGCACAACGUCAAACUCAUCGACUUUGGCCUGGCCCACCAUUUUAAUCAGGGGGAGGAGUACAGGAGCACAAGUGGGACCCCACAGUACAUUGCUCCUGAGGUGAUCAACAGUGAACUUCUGAGCACAGCUGCAGAUAUGUGGAGCAUCGGAGUUAUUACCUACAUACUGUAAGUAUUUGUGUGUUGGGUUGCAUGUGAGUGCUUGUAGGCUUUGAAUAUGUUGUUGUACACAAACACC